AUGUCGUGGUUAUGGAGGAAUGAUGCCAGCUCACCGGCCUCAUUCGAGAAGGCUCUUCAGAAAUUGUCCUCACAGAUCACAGCAGCGAACCUAUCUGUGGACACUACACGCAGCCGAGCCAGGCGGGUCAAAGCGCUGUGGACACUUUGGACGACAAUCACCUUCCUCCUCUAUGCUCUUAUAAUAACACUCGUGCUCGGACCGCACAACUGGUCCUUACCGCACUAUUCCGGGCUCGUCGGCGCGCCAGUGGCGAUAUAUGGGGUGCGGAAGAUACUCUCGAUUUUCUUCGACUGGCGAAUAAAUCGCCAGCAGUCGCACCUAGAAGCCCUCCAGAAACAGCGAGAGUCCAAGAUCGCAGACCUGAAGAAAGCUACAAAAUACGACAGUACACAAGAGCUUCUUCAAAAAUACGGCGGCGGCCCACCCAAAGAACAGACACCCUCCAAGAAGGGCGGCAAGGCCAAGGAUGGCCCACAGCGCUCUCCGCAGCAACAGCAACCGCAACAGCAUCAACGCACCGGCCUCCCACCGCCCCCUACAGCCAAUAUCCCAGGCCGCCACUUGCAGCAGAAUCGACCGAACAUUCAACCGCCCCCUACCGCCAACAUUCCCAGCAAUCGACCCCAGCCCAACUCUCCAGGCCUCACACAGUCCCCUGCAGCUUUCUCCCCCGACGCUCCGGGCUUUGCUCCCAACGCGUUUCCUCUUCCACCACCCACCGCCCCGCCCGCAUACGUACAGCAGCAAGGCCCGCACUGGUACGACCGCAUCCUCGACGUCAUGCUCGGCGAGGACGAGACAGCCGCGAAGAACCGCCUGGCCCUCAUCUGCAACAGUUGCAGAUUGGUCAACGGGCAAGCGCCGCCGGGUGUGCGAACCCUGGAGGAGUCGGGCCGCUGGCGCUGCGGCGGGUGCGGGGCGUGGAAUGGUGUUGACGAGAGGGGGAAGGCGAGGGAGGCGGUCGAGGACGUGAGGAGGGAGGUUAUGGGUGCAGGCGACCCCGUGGCGGAGGCGGAGGAGAAUGGCUGGGAAGAGAUUGUGCGGGCUCAGGAUGAGGGAGCCGACGUGGCUAUGCAGGGCACAGAAGGCACGACGGGAAGAGAGGGUGGUGAUGAAAGCAGGGUGGUCACUAAAAGGGUGACGCGCAGUAUGGUUGCCGACGAAGAUUCAUAG
This is a messenger RNA of Cyphellophora europaea CBS 101466, 1176 nucleotides long. RefSeq lists its product as uncharacterized. The transcript has 2 exons. The coding region runs from base 1 to 1176 and encodes 391 amino acids. Gene Ontology annotation, biological process: endoplasmic reticulum tubular network organization. Gene Ontology annotation, cellular component: endoplasmic reticulum tubular network. Lineage: Eukaryota; Fungi; Ascomycota; Eurotiomycetes; Chaetothyriales; Cyphellophoraceae. The record is from RefSeq and is a predicted model, not a curated record.